GUCGGAGUUCCUGUGAGAAACCUCGCGUGGCGAGCGUCCCGGAGAAAUCAGGAUCUGGAAACUGUUCCCCAAGAAGAAAGCCAUUACUUUGGAACUGGAGAAUUCCUUUACAUUAGAUACUCAAAUGAAAGAAUCACCGACAGAGGAUGAAAGUGACAAGGCAGUGGCACCACAGCUGCCGCAGCUGGACAAAAUUAAGACAGAACCUGACAAUGCUCAGGAGUAUUGUCAAGCCCUACAGUCCAAAACUAAGGAGAAUGAACAGAAAAUAAAUACUACAUUUUCAGACAGUGCUUCACAGAGGACUACAGUCAUCCAGCCUUCUCUGGCAUCAUCUAGCAUGCAUAAAAUGCUUCCUUCAGUUUCAACCACAGCUGUUCAGGUUUCCUGUUCUGGUUGUAAAAAAGUUCUCCAGAAGGGGCAAACUGCUUAUCAGAGAAAAGGAUCUACUCAGCUUUUCUGCUCCACACCAUGCAUCACUGAAUACAUUUCAUCUGGCAGUUCAUCGGCUCUUCCCAAGAGAGCUUGUGCAAACUGCUCAAAAGACAUUUUAAAUCUAAAGGAUGUCAUCAGUGUCCAGCUGAAAGAUACUACCUCUAGCAAAAAUUUUUGCAGCCAAUCUUGUCUAAGAAAACUAUCUGUUAAUUUGUACACUGACAGCAUUUCAAUCAAAUGCAGCAUGUGUCCGAAGACUACUCUUAGUCAGUAUGAAGUAGAAUACCAGAAUGUGAAAUAUACACUUUGCAGUAAUGCCUGUUUAUUAAAGUUUCACUCUGCCAACAACCUCAUCAUGAACUGUUGUGAGAACUGUGGAGCUUACUGUUACACUAGUUCUGAUUUGUUCCAUAUACUUCAAAUGGAAGGACAGUCCCAUUACUUAAAUAGUUCAAAGAGUAUAACAGCAUGUCAGCAGAAACCAGCCAGGACACUUACAUCUGAUCUUUGCAAAUCACUGAAGUCGUCAGAUGAAAUGAUUGAGAUUACCAAUGACUUGGGGAAGACAGAGCUUUUCUGCUCUGUUGAUUGUUUCUCUGCUUACAGUAAAGCUCAGAUGGAAUCGUCUACAGUAAAUGUUCCCAUGGUGCAUGAUACUUCAAUAGAGCUCCUUUCUCCAGAGAAACAUCUUUCUUCGAAGAAAGAUACAACUCCUGUUAUAAGCAAUAUUGUGUCAUUGGCAGAUACUCAUGUUGCCCCACCCAUCAUGAACUCUGAUGUCUUACAAGGUACAGUUUCUUCAGUAAGAGGAAAUGUCCUAUUGGAUGUAUUUAAGAGUUCACCCAGCGAGUCAAGCAGUGAUGUCGCUAAUAGCGUGGAACAGUCAAGCCUUUCACCAUCUUCAUCAGUACUCAGUCAGUAUAUAUCCAGUAUAGAAGUACAGAAAGAUCAGGUGUCAAAUCAAGAUGAUACACUCAAUAAGAAAUCUAUGAAAAUAAGAAAUAGACUAUGUUACCCAAAAUUUACAACCAAAGUACAAAAAGUUAAAGGUAAAUCCCAAAGUAUUAAAACAUUUUGGUGUUCAAAUUUUCAGAAGUUAGACACCACUAGUAAAAAGGGUAUGACAUUCUGUUAUUCGUGCCAGUUAUUCUGCCAAAAAGCACAUAGCUAUGGAAGACAGUCAUUUGCCACCCAAGGAAUUUCUAAUUGGAAAAAAACUCUGAAAAAUUUCAGAAAGCAUGAAAAAAGUAUAAUGCAUUUGAAGUCAUUACAAUUUUGGAGGGAAUACCAGUUUUGUGAUGAAGCUGUCCAUGGUAAUUUAUCUAUUCAUUCAAGACAGAUUGAAGGAAAUAAAACAUACCUAAAGCUUAUAAUUGAAAAUAUUGUAUUUCUUGGAAAGCAGUGUUUACCCUUAAGAGAAAAGGACCAGUCUAUUUCAUCUGUGAAUAAAGGCCAUUUUUUAGAAUUGUUAGAAAUCAGAGCAAAAGAUAAGGGAGAAGAAAUAUUUAGACUUAUGAAUUCUCAAGUUGACUUCUAUAAUAGUACGCAAAUUCAAAAUGGUAUUAUUGAAAUAAUAAAGACUGAAAUGUUGCAAGAUAUUGUGAAUGAAAUCAAUAUCUCCUCAGCUUUUUCAAUAAUAUGUGAUGAGGCAACUUAUAGUACCACUAAACAACAGUUUUCAAUUUGUGUGAGAUAUCCACAAAAAAUUUCAGAGGCUAUCUUAAUUAAAGAAAGAUUCCUGGGUUUCAUAGAUGUUGAAGAAAUGACUGGAACCAACUUACACAGUACUAUCACAACUUACCUGCAACAAAUUGGAGUUGAUUUAAAUAAAAUACGAGGCCAGGCCUAUGAUAGUACCACUAAUUUGAGGGGAAAAUUCAAUAAAAGUGCAGCAGAAUUCAAGAAGGAAGAGCCAAGAGCUUUAUACAUACAUUGUUAUGCCCAUUUUUUGGAUUUAGCAGUAAUUAGGUUUUGUAGAGAAGUAAAAGAACUCCGAAGUGCUCUAAAUACUCUCAGUUCUUUGUUCAACACUAUUCAUAUGUCUGGGGAAAUGUCUGAAAAUUUUCAAAAGAUUUGUAAGCUGAGUCAAAAUAAAACAUGCAAGAAACAUGUAUCACAAUCAUGUUGGACACUGCAUGAUCAUACAUUACUAUCUGUGAUUGAGGGUCUUCCAGAGAUUAUUGAAACAUUGGAAGUUGUAUCAAACCAUUCUUCUAACACAGGUUUGGCUGAUGAACUGAGUGAUUUGUUGACAUUGGUUUCCAAAUUUGAAUUUAUCUUUUGUUUGAAGUUUCUUUAUCAAGUAUUAAGUGUUACAGGAAUUCUUUCCAAAGAGCUUCGAAGUGAAACCACAGACACUUUUUCGUUGUCUUCAAAAAUAGAAGCAAUUUUGGAAUGUUUAUCAUCUGAAAGAAAUGAUGUUUCUUUCAAAAUUAUCUGGGAUGGAGCAGAAGAAAUAUGUCAAAAAAUAACCUGUAAAGGUUUUGAAGUUGAAAGACCUUCUUUUCAUAAAAGAAGAAAAAUUCAGAAAAAAAUAGAUCUUGGCAAUUCAGACAGUAUGUUUUCUCCUACUUCAACAGAAGAACAAUAUAAAAUUAAUCUUUAUUACAAAGGAUUAGAUACUGUGUUACAGAAUUUAAAACUAUGUUUUUCAGAAUUUGAUUAUUGCAAAGUGAAGCAGAUUUCAGAACUAUUAUUUAAAUGGAAUGAACCAUUAAAUGAAGCAACAGCCAAACAUGUGCAAGAAUUUUACAAACUUGAUGCAGAUAUCAUCCCAGAACUUAGAUUUUAUCGGCAAUAUGCAAAGCUCAACUUUGUCAUGGAUAAUGAUCAUAUCAACUUUAUCAAUCUUGCCUAUUGGUUUAUUCAGCAUGGUCUUCAUAACAAUAUUCCUUGCAUAUCAAAGCUACUGUAUAUUGCUUUGUCUUGGCCAGUUACUUCAGCAAGUGUUGAAAACUCAUUUUCUGUACUGUCUCGUCUUAAAACAUAUUUAUGUCAUACCAUGGGACAAGAGAAGUUUAGUGGCUUGGCCCUAAUGGCUGUUGAACAGGAAUUAGUAAAUAAACUGCUGGAGCCUGAAAGACUCAAUGGAAUUGUGGAAAAGUUUAUGUCAGAUGAAAGAAAUACAGUAUUUACUCAUUGAAUUACCUGGAAGAAUUUUGUAUUUCUAUUGGAAUUUAAGGUUUUAU
Molecule: messenger RNA, 3623 nt
Organism: Molossus molossus (Pallas's mastiff bat)
Lineage: Eukaryota; Metazoa; Chordata; Mammalia; Chiroptera; Molossidae
Gene: ZMYM1
Product: zinc finger MYM-type containing 1
Exons: 10
Coding region: 125-3577 (1150 amino acids)
Molecular function (GO): protein dimerization activity; zinc ion binding
Source: RefSeq, a predicted model, not a curated record